UAAUGCACUAGCCGUGUAUUACCGGAAGUAGGAAACAAGAAAAGACCAAGGUACCUUCUCGGGCUAGCUUAGCUUGCUAGCUGCUAACAAAGACGCUCGAAGUGAUCAACGCAUCGCUAAGCGGAGAUCGAGUGCGAGUGUAAAGUGUCGCGAUCGUGUGAAAAUGUGUCCAAAUGUCCAAAUGCUGAGAGCGUUGGUGAACCAGCGACUAGCUUUGGCUGUGGAAGAAAUAUUUGUAGUGUUGGAAAGAACCAUAGCAGAGUACGAGGAGGAACUUUGUCGAACAAAAGAGGAGAACGAGCGACAACGUCAACUACUGGACGCCGUUUCCAAGAGGUACCAAGUUGGGUUGCACGGAGCAGAAGCCAGUGAAGAUGAUCUUCUCCAUGAGCAGCAGGAGGGGCCGCAGCCCCCCCGCAUCAAAGAGGAAGAGGAGGAUCGCAGCAUCGGUCAGGAGCAUCUUGAAGGACCGUCAGUCAUCUGUGUCCCUCUGAAGAGCGAAGAUGAUGGAGGUGACAGCGAGGAGAAGAGAGGGGCGGAGCCUCCAAGCAGCAGCUCAACAGAAGCCGAUGGAGACCACUGUGGAGGAUCACCAGCAGACAAGCUCUUAGCUCCACUAUCAGAUAGCGAGCACACAACGUCACACUCUCGUGACACUGAUGAUGAAGACCGUGAUGACGAAGAGCCUAAAGCUGACCUAACAUGUCGCCAUGACAACAAAUGCUUCCAGUGCCCCCACUGCAACAAAACCUUUAAUGAUCGCAGUAACAUGAAAAGACACGUGAAGCUGCACACGGGAGAGAAACCAUUUGUGUGCUCAGUUUGCGAUAAAAGAUUCUCCUUAAAGGCAAAUUUGAAAGCGCACUCAAUAAUCCACACCGGAGAGAAACGUUUUGCGUGUUCCGUGUGCGGCAAAGGUUUUCUGCGAAAGCAAGAGAUGAAAAUACACACAAGAACACACAACGAUGACAAACCCUUCACCUGCGUGGUGUGCGGCGUCGGCUUUUUACUAAGUCGACAUUUAAAAGAACACGGAAGGAAACACACAGGGGAGAAACCAUUCAGCUGUUCAGUCUGCGGUAUCGGUUUUGUACAAACUUCCGAUUUGAAAAAACACAUGAGACGACACACUGGAGAGAGACCAUACUCAUGCUCGGUGUGCGGGAAAAGUUUCAUCCGGAAUAAUUGCUUGAAAAUGCACAUGAGAACUCACACCGGAGAGAAACCGUAUUCCUGUUCCAUUUGCAACAGAAGCUUUUGUGACCGAACAAACCUUGCGAGACACACGAGACUCCACACCGGAGAGAAAGUGUUUCGGUGCAGCGUGUGUGCUGAACGAUUCUCUUACAAGUACCAGCUGAACAACCACACGUGCGCUGGCGAGAACAGCAGCAGGAAGUGAAGCUGCACCGCUUCCUGCUGGGGAGAACAGCGGCAGGAAGUGAAGCUGCAUCGUUGGAUGUGGAAGAUAAUCUUGCUCACGCCUUCUACCUUUAAAUGGAAUAAAAAUGAG
Doryrhamphus excisus (bluestripe pipefish) is the source of this 1513-nucleotide messenger RNA. RefSeq lists its product as uncharacterized. Gene Ontology annotation, molecular function: DNA-binding transcription factor activity, RNA polymerase II-specific; sequence-specific DNA binding. Gene Ontology annotation, cellular component: nucleus. The record is from RefSeq and is a predicted model, not a curated record. Gene Ontology annotation, biological process: regulation of transcription by RNA polymerase II. NCBI's taxonomy places the organism in Eukaryota, Metazoa, Chordata, Actinopteri, Syngnathiformes, Syngnathidae.